GCAUCGUCACUCAUGGGGUAGGCCUACCCCUGCGACGCUCGCGGGGCUGCAAUUAGUUCAUAUAUACUGAGAUCGUGGGUGGAUGUGGGCUUAGCAGCUCCAGCUCUAGCCUUAGCCUUCAUUGCAUGAACGUCUUGAAAACGAACCCCGUUUUUCGUUUGGGGGUUGUAGUAAUAGUAAGUCUUGGUCCAAGGCUAGAGCCUCUUACUACCAAUGUGCAAUACACCUCCCAACCGCUAUAGUAGCGCUGUGGCGCAGUGGAAAGCCGGUGCACUCAUUCAUUGCAGGACGAAGAAGGGGUGAAGAAAAUUUCAAGACAUCCCGAGAUAAAAUGCAUGUUUAUUGAACAAUAACGGAUAUACAAACACACGGCAACCCCCGUACACCUUCCUAACAUCUGCGCCUAUGAGGGUGAAGGUGGACUGUCUGGCUCAGGUGAAUGGACACAGCAGCUAUCCAAGUACAGCAAGUGAAAACUGCAGAAAGAGACAGAGAACUACAGAGAAGGAUGGGUCAGGAGAAAAUGGAGUUAACGUGGAAUGGAAGAACAAAAAGAGGGAAACAAGGAGUAAGGAGAGCCUGGAGAGGGAUACCAAGCAGGCUUCAGGCAAAACGAGGAAUAAGAAGACAGAGGAAAAGAAGAAAAGAAAGAUGGCCCAGGCAAAUGGCCCUACUGUCACACCCAAACCAGCUGCCUCUACCAAAAGCCCCCCAGCUAGAGUCGUCCAGUCAGUUAAAAGCUCUAACAAGGCCCCAGUAGCCCAAGCAAAGGCACAGAAUGCCUCCUCUUCAGAUUCCACCAGCAGCAGUAGCGACGAGGAUGAAGCUCCCAAAAAUACAGCUGCCCAAAAACCAGAACUGAAAAUGCUCUCCUCCACCCAUGCUACUUCCAAGGCACCUCCAACCACCAAACCUGUCCAGCCAAAGUCACACCCUCCUUCAUCAUCUUCUUCAGAAACCGCCUCCUCCUCUGAUGAGUCCUCCACUGUAAAAAAAACACCAAAAAACAAGUGUUUAACCUCCACAACCCCCAAAGGAAGAAUAAGUGAUAUCUCCAAGUCUCAACAGAUUAUUCCUGUCCUACAGUCCACAGACCGUGCACAGAAUCAGACUGUGAGCACAGUGGUGCCCCUUCAUGAUAAAUUCAUGGUGCCUUGUAAUCCAGACAGUGAAGAGGAGAUUGAGCUCGUAAUCCGACAGCCAAUGCAGCAGCCAGGCCGCGGUGUGGGUAGUCAGGGAUCUCGGAGAGACCGUAACCCCAGGCAAACCAGGCGUGGUGGUCCUGAAGAGAAGGGAAGGGGUGGAAGUAGAGGGGUAAUCAGCUAUAAUAGAGCCAAGGAGCCAUCCUGCCUGACUGAUUCACUGAGCAAUGUGUCAGUGGUCCUCCAGAACGGUGCAGAAGGUGCUCCCAAACAGGACUAUAGCUCUAUGCCCUUGCUAGCUGCUCCUCCACAGGUGGGGCAGAAGAUUGCCUUCAAGUUGCUGGAGCUGACUGAGAACUACACACCAGAGGUAUCUGGAUAUAAGGAGGGGAAGAUUGUGAGCUUUGACCCAACCACCAAACAGAUUGAGCUGGAACUACUUAACAUCUCUCAAGAUCCCGUAGAGCCUGGCAAGUUCGACCUGGUCUAUCAAAACCUAGAUGGCUCAGAGAGUGUGGAGUAUGCAGUGUCCAGAGGCUCUCGGGUGACAGAAUGGUGGGACUCCCUGCUGGAACCAAGGCUCAUCAUUUAAAUGGGACCAAACAGUGACUUUGCACAUAUUGUAGCUUGGCAACAUGGAUUUACCUUUUCUACAGUGAACUUUAUUCCAGGAUCCUUCAACUUGUGCUCCAGUGCCAUUAACUGCCGCUAAGUUAACUGUACACUGCAUAAGACAGCCAAGGGAUAUAAUAAUUGCUGAAUAUAUUAUCUUCUCUGUGCUUAAUAAGUCAUCAUUUUGCACAGAAGAGCUACUGCAGUUGUAAGCACUGACAAAUGUUAUAAUUGUUGCAUUUGAAUUGAAGUUAGAUAUGAAAUGCUGUUGUUUUUUGUUUGGUUGUUUUUUAUGUAGUGGGAUUUCAGUCUUGUAUAAACAGUUUUUCUAAUAAAUAACUCAGGAUAG
Epinephelus moara (kelp grouper) is the source of this 2103-nucleotide messenger RNA. It is a transcript of the gene coil, whose product is annotated as coilin p80. Gene Ontology annotation, cellular component: Cajal body. NCBI's taxonomy places the organism in Eukaryota, Metazoa, Chordata, Actinopteri, Perciformes, Serranidae. The record is from RefSeq and is a predicted model, not a curated record. The coding region runs from base 406 to 1734 and encodes 442 amino acids. Gene Ontology annotation, molecular function: U1 snRNA binding; U2 snRNA binding. The transcript is spliced from 7 exons. Gene Ontology annotation, biological process: spliceosomal snRNP assembly.